GAACUGGCUAGGCCUGUUGAAUCGUGAGUUACAGCACCCCCUUCAUACUCGAUACAUCUUUCGUCGCAACACGACUUAAUACUAUGUACCCCGUACUAAUCAAAGACGAUCAGAUUUCCAACAAGUUAGAAACCAAAAGGUAACCUUCAACGACGAAGCCCGCCAGGAACAAGGCCUGGGUAAAGCCAAAGAGCUCCGAUGGGCCUGCUCAGCAACCUUUGACAGCACCGGCGACGUAUUUCCCCGGCCGGGGUACGGCAUGGACGCCGGCGAAGACAUCUCUCGCGGCGGCGCCGGCCCUGCUUUCCAGGGCAAAAAGGACGCGAAGCAAUGGGCCGCCAAAGCAGCUUGCGAGUGGCUCAUUGACAACGGGCACAUGAUGCCUUCGGGCGACCUGCCAAAGUUCCCAAAGCCAUUUGCCCCGGCUGCUAGUGCUGCGCUCGCUGCCGCUGCUGUUGCUCCUAUUCCUGUUCCUAUUCCUGCUCCUUCUCCUAGUCGUGGCGUCUCGUCCGGAUCGGUUCUACCCUCCAAAAGAUCCCCGCCGAGCCCGCCCCCAGCAGAAAGCAGCGCCACCGCGUCGAGGAAGAAGCAGGACAUGAACCAACCCCCAAAGACGUCCCCAUCGCCACCGGCUCACUUGCCCAGCGUUGCCGCGAGCAACAGCAACAGCAGUCUUACCAGUCACCAAACCCCACCUUACCCAUCCGCCAAUACCCCAAAGGCCCCGAAACCAACUCUCCCCCUGAACGUGACGGCAUCACCAACCUCCGCCACCCACGACUCGACGACGACGUCCACGGCAAGCACACCCUCCCUCGGCGCCGGAGCCCCCAUCAGCACUACAGCGCAGUCCCAGGUCCCUACGCCAUCAAUCUCUCCCGCACCGACCUCGGCCCCAACACCCCAGGCAUCAGAAUCCGCAACGACAUCAGCAGAGAAGCGCGUCCCGGACCUCUGCACGCAGCUCCACCUCCCCGUACCCCGAUACAUCAUAACGCCAGAUUCAGCGCUCGAGGACUUUUGGGACGGCCGCGCCGACUUCGACGGCGACCCGCGGAUCCCGGCUGAUCUGGGCGCCGUGCGGCGGAUCUUGCACAAGAAGGCUGCCAGGGAGAAGAUGGCGGGUGCGAUAUUGGCGUGGCUCGAGGCGGAGGUUGAGAAGAGGGAGAGGACGGCGAAGCUUGUGCUGGGGAAGUGAUGUGAGCGGGGAAGAGCGAGGCUUGGUCAGGAAGGCUACGUGAUGUUAUCAGCUUUCAGAUGGAUUCUCAUGGAUGACCUUGAUAUGAAGGGGGGGGAGGGGGG
Molecule: messenger RNA, 1302 nt
Organism: Colletotrichum godetiae
Lineage: Eukaryota; Fungi; Ascomycota; Sordariomycetes; Glomerellales; Glomerellaceae
Exons: 1
Coding region: 260-1198 (312 amino acids)
Source: RefSeq, a predicted model, not a curated record